AUGGCACCAAGGAAAAACUCCCCGUUCGCAACGUCUAAGGAGCCAGAAGCACAAGUCGAACCACGAACGCGGAGCCCGACGGAGGAGGAUAUCGAUCCGAAUCAGAGGAUCGCUGACUUAGAGGAACAAGUGCAGGAUUUAGAGGCGGAGCUGCAAAACUACAAUGCGCGAGUUCGGGAACAGGAGCGGAUGAUCAACAGUCUCAAGGAGACAAUCGAUGCGAAAGAUCGCACGAUCAUCCAGCAAGCGCAACAAAUUGCACACUGUAGUAGACCAACUACAAUACUACCAUCUGUAGAGGGUCCGCAGAUACGUGGCAGUACGGACGGGAAUAGGAAAGGAGCUGACGUCGUCACUUUGAAAGAUGGCAUAGACCCUACUGUUACCAAUUGGAUUAUGCUGAUCAGGGAUAAAUUCCAGGACGAGCCGAUGAACUACCCCGAUGAACAGAGUCAAAUUAGGUACUGCAGGAGAAGGCUUGAAGGUACGGCACUUAGCCGUGUUGGUGCGUAUCUCCAGCGAGGGAAGGACUUUGAUUCCCUGGAAUUGUUUUUCAAAUUUCUUCCCAACAACAAAGAACAACUGGUGGCCGCACAAAAUGGCAAGCCCUUUGCGGACUGGUUUGCCACCUUCCAAGACGAGCUGUAUGAGACGGCUUGGCCCGAAGAAGACUGGAAAGAAAAGUUGCACAUAAUGCUCCCAAAGGAGUUGCAGCUAAAGACUUCGAAGGAGGCCUAA
Molecule: messenger RNA, 738 nt
Organism: Pseudomassariella vexata
Lineage: Eukaryota; Fungi; Ascomycota; Sordariomycetes; Amphisphaeriales; Pseudomassariaceae
Exons: 2
Coding region: 1-738 (245 amino acids)
Source: RefSeq, a predicted model, not a curated record